CCUCCGCGGGCGCCUCCCCACGCCCUGUGCGUGCCGCCGCCGCCGCCGGGGAGCGAGCGGACGUCGCGGCGCCGCGGGGGGGGUGGGGGGACGCUGCCGCUGGGUCCGCCCGAGCAGCCGGGCCGCCCCCAGCGUGGCCAGCCGGGCCUAGGCUCCCGGCCCUGCGAACCCUGUGCUGGGCGGGGGUUGGGGGGAGGCUCGGCGCCCCCGGACCGAGGGGCCCGGAAGUCCUCGCGGAAGGGCCUGGGGAACCGGGAAACCCCCCCCAAAUACGGGAUCUGGGAGCUCGGGCCUUAUGCGGAGGAGCUGGGUCAGGCCUGGGUCGUGCCGGGGGGAGAGAGCGGCGUGUUGGGGUGGGGGUGGGGUGCGGAGUGUAAGAAGUAGGGUCCAGCCUUUCCCAGAGGGAAGAGGCCUCGGCCACCGGUCCUAGGGGGAAGGAGGCAGGUCCUUUAGAGGGCUAGGAGAGGAAGGAACGUCCUUCCCAAGAUGAAGGGCAGUAAAGAGAAGGUUCCACCCGAGGGCUUCGGAAUACCUCCGGUGGCCAGGUGGAGAGCAGGGUGGUUUUCUUCUUCGGGAAGAGGGAAACCUAAGAUUAGGAGGGUUGGUGAGAAGAUAUUUGUUGGGAAGAGGGUCCUCCUUGCUUUCAGAAGUAACCGGGGGAGUUAGCCAGGUGUCUUCUAUUUGAGAGGCAAGAGAAAUGUGGGCAGAAUCUUACCCGAGGGCCUUGACCUUGCUAUUCAAGCAGCAGGAAAACCCUGAACUCUCAAAAUGAGACCUGUUACUGUGUCUAGGAGAACCAGGAAGUAGGGGUUUUCUCCGUAUCUGCAGACUUCCCAUCUGCAGGGCCCUCUUGGCUAGUAUUCUGGAACGUUUUCAUAAGAGCUUGGGCCUAACGCUUCUAGUGUUUCCACCAUAUAACUUGUUUUUCAUUUAUAAGUUCAUUGGUUACUUACGCUGAGAUUAGUUGGGUUGGUUUGGGCCCUGUUUUGAUUUCUUACAAUCUAGAGAGGUGACUUCCAAAAAAACACGUCCUUUGAUUCCUCCAAAUACAUAUAUAGAAGUCUCCAGUCUGUGAUCUAUAUAGAACUUCAUUUCCUCUGCAUACUUCCUGCAGAGUGGGUCUGCGGGAUGAAUGACCUUGGGUUCCUUAUAACUGAGUCCACUUUGGCUCAACUACUCAGGGUAUAAGAAAGAGGUGAACUGGGGUUGGGGAUUUGGUUCAGUGGUAAAAGCGCUUGCCUAGCAAGCGCAAGGCCCUGGGUUGGAUUCCCCAGCUCCGAAAAAAAGAAUAGGAAAAAAAAAAAAAAAAGAGGUGGACUUAGUGAGUUUUGUGCUUAAGUAAUAAAGUUGCAACUUGGAGACUGGUUUUUUUUGUUGAUUUUGGUUAUUUAUCUAUUUGAGAUUGGGUUUCUCUGUGUGGCUCUGGCUGCUCCGGAACUCACUCUAAAGAUGAGGCUGCUCUCCAAUUAUUUUGUUAUUUGAGUCAGGGUAUCUCUGUGUAGUCCUGGCUGCUCAAAAAUUCGUGUAGACCAGCGUGGCCUUGAACUCGAGAUUUACCUGCCUCGGCCUCGGGAGUGCUGAGAUGAAAGGCACAUGCCAUCACUGCCUGGCUUUUUUGUUUCUUUUUGAGAUAAGGUCUCAUUAUGUCGUUCUGGCUGGUGUCAAACUCCAAGAUUCACCUGCUUCUACCUUCCAAAUCUGCCAGGCUGUCCUGUAGGGGCCACUCUUUGGGAUGGAACUAGUCUAUGCUGUAACCCACAGAAAAACAAGCCAGCAGCCCCAGCUAGCUGACUUCAUGUGAAAGAUGGCCAAUGCGGAAGUGAGUGUCCCAGUGGGAGACGUGGUUGUGGUGCCCACUGAAGGAAAUGAAGGCGAGAACCCUGAAGACACUAAAACUCAAGUGAUCUUGCAGUUACAGCCUGUGCAGCAAGGGAUUUAUGAAGCCGGGUCAGAGAACAGUGCAGCAGUUGUAGCCGUAGAGACCCACACGAUACACAAAAUCGAAGAAGGAAUUGAUGCAAGCAGUAUAGAAGCAAACGAGGACAUGGAAAUCGCUUACCCUAUAACCUGUGGGGAGAGUAAAGCCGUCCUCCUCUGGAAGAAGUUCGUGUGUCCUGGAAUAAAUGUGAAGUGCGUCAAGUUCAAUGAUCAGUUGAUCAGCCCCAAGCACUUUGUUCAUCUGGCUGGCAAGUCCACUCUGAAGGACUGGAAGAGGGCCAUCCGUCUAGGCGGCAUCAUGCUCAGGAAGAUGAUGGACUCUGGACAGAUCGACUUUUACCAGCAUGACAAAGUUUGCUCCAACACCUGCAGGAGCACCAAGUUUGACCUUCUGAUCAGCAGCGCGAGGGCUCCAGUGCCGGGACAGCAGACAAGUGUGGUGCAGACGCCCACCUCGGCCGAUGGGAACAUCACACAGAUCGCCAUCUCAGAGGAGAGCAUGGAAGAGGCCGGGCUGGAGUGGAACUCAGCCCUCACCGCCGCUGUCACCAUGGCCACAGAGGAGGGGAUAAAGAAAGAGUCUGAAGAGAUUUCAGAGGACACUCUGAUGUUCUGGAAGGGGAUAGCUGAUGUGGGGCUGAUGGAGGAGGUGGUCUGCAACAUACAAAAGGAGAUAGAAGAGCUUCUCAGGGGUGUCCAGCAGCGGCUCAUUCAUGCUCCUUUCCAGGUCACAGAUGCUGCUGUUCUGAACAAUGUGGCCAACACAUUUGGCCUCAUGGACACAGUCAAGAGAGUUUUGGACAACAGACGGAAGCAAGUGGAGCAUGGAGAGGAACAGUUUCUCUAUACCCUGGCGGACUUGGAACGGCAGUUGGAAGAGCAGAAAAAGCAAGCCCAAGAUCCCAGACUGAAAUCCCAGACGGUUCAAAAUGUGGUACUGAUGCCUGUGAGCACCCCAAAGCCUCCAAAAAGACCUCGGCUCCAGCGGCCAGCCUCCACCACCGUCCUGAGCCCUUCUCCUGUCCAGCAACCCCAGUUUACUGUCAUCUCGCCCAUUACCAUCACUCCCGUGGGUCAGUCUUUCUCCAUGGGCAAUAUCCCGGUGGCUACCCUCAGCCAGGGCACCAGUCCUGUGACUGUCCACACGCUGCCUUCUGGCCCUCAGCUCUUCCGCUAUGCCACAGUGGUUUCCUCUGCCAAGAGCAACUCACCAGACACAGUAACCAUCCACCCUUCAUCAAGUUUGGCACUGCUAAGCUCCACCUCUAUGCAGGAUGGGAGUACCCUGGGCAAUAUGGCCACCAUGGUGAGCCCCGUGGAGCUGGUGGCCAUGGAGUCUGGCCUGACUUCAGCAAUCCAGGCUGUGGAAAGCACCUCUGAGGAUGGGCAAACCAUCAUUGAAAUCGACCCUGCCCCAGAUCCCGAGGCUGAUGACCCUGAGGGCAAAGCAGUGAUCUUGGAGACAGAGCUGAGGACUGAGGAGAAAGUGGUAGCCAACAUGGAAGAACGCCAGCACCAGGUCCACAAUGUGGAGAUUGUGGUCCUGGAGGACUGACCGGGACGGGGCCAGAGCUGGGUUUUGGUUUGGAAUUUUAAUUAUGUUUAUUUUUAUCAUUGUCCCACUCAUUUCCACAUAGAAACUUUUUUUUUUUUGUUAAAAAAACCAAACAAACUACAAAAUCUUGUUGUAACUGAAAAUGUUGGGUUCCUCCUACACCCUCAUUGACAAACGGACAGAACAAGCUACCUUUCCAGAUGUUAGGAACAGACCACCCAGGGUCCAAAUCGUCUUUCCCCAAGAAAGGUAAUUGCUUUUAGGGGAGGUGUCAGAAUAACCAGGAAUCCUUUCCAGAAUAGUCUGUCUGUGUAUACAUGCAUGGUUUCACUCUUGUAAAGAUGUACUGACCAGACCCUGGGACACAGAUCUGAUGCCAGAAGACGACCGGCUCUGCUCUGGAUCCAGAAGCCUGCCCACCUCUGUAUCCUAGAUAUGAUGGCCUCAGACACUGGUGCAAAACUCUGAAACAACAGGAAGUUGGCUCUGCUUGGGCAGAGAGUAGCAUGAUCAGCAGCUUAAGGGGAAGCCCUUUGACAAGGAGAGGGCAAGGAAGGGUCAUCCACAUGUGCAUCCCACACCCCUCGAGCUCUCUGAGAGUUGGGUACCAUUUUCAUAAGAGGCCAGAGAUAUUCAGAAAGAUACACAGCUGUGCUUUUGGGAUAGCACACCUUGCCCCCAGCCCUGACCCUCCUCACCAAGGAUUGUUAGUCCAUUCCUUUGCAGACUGAUGUGGUAUAAAUUGUUCUAGUUCUUGGACUGUGGCUGUCAUGGAGGGGGGCCUCCAAGGCCAUCAUUUUUUGUUUCUUGACUCCAGGAAUGGCAGAGUCCCUCAUGUAGACUAGCUGCUAUUUUCAGUGGAUCCCUGCAUGUGUGUGUGUGCGUGUGUGGUAUGUGUGUGUGUGGAUGUGGUGUGUGUAUGUGUGCAUGCGUGUGGUGUGUGUGUGUGCAUGUGAUGUGUGUAUGUAUGCAUGCGUGUGGAGAGUGUGUGUGUGUGUGUGUGUGUGUGUGUGUGUGUGUGUGUGUGUGAGAACGUGUACAUGUUUUGGCUUUGGAACCAAAAGCAGUCCUUCAUUUGGUGCUUCCCCUUCUUUUACUUCAGUCUGCUGGAUCCCACGCUCUGAAACCUCUCGGCAGAGAGCAGUGACAGGUGCCUGCCUGCCUUCAUCCCCUUGGAGAUUCUCCUCUACUGUUUAUACCUCAGAUGUUUCUGAGAGAUACAGUACUCAUAAAAUGACUUCAACUUGGCAGGGAACCAACAACUCCAGCCUUUCCUGAGGCAUGGACUAGAUGUCUCCUGAGAGAGCUGGACUUCCUAGGAAAGAGACAUUGUCUAUGACAGUGUAAGAAAUAUGACAGCAAUGUCAGUAACAUCUGGGUGGGGCCUCUUUCUAAAUGCUGUUUGUACAUUCAGAACUCCUAGGCCACUUUUCCUACUGUGAUCUCAUUUCUUUGACUCUCUUCAGGGUUUGGGGAAGAGGGAGCAGUUUCUGAUUUCUUUAAUUAUAUUGUUUACUAUAUUAGAGGAAAUACAGACACUCUCCUGGUGACUUUAUAGGUCAGAAAGACAUACAGCUUAGGAGUCGGAUUUAUUAUUAUUAUUAUUAUUAAAAGUAAGAUUUUUACUUUAGUUUUUAAAAAAGAUGGAGAAGGAUGCCUGUCUAAACUUGUCUUCCUACCUGCAGGUUUUGAAAAUCCUGUAAGCAACCGAAAGUUGUACCUCCCAUCUCUUAGAUGGCCAUGUGUCACCGGGGAAGCCCUUGGGGAUCACUCUGAAGGCCCUUGAGAGUACGAUUUCUGAACUCUAUUCAGACUUGUUUCAGCUUUAAAACUGGACUUUUCUUUUCAGAAUAUUUAAUUAGGCUGGGGACAGAACUGAGUAGAUGAAGGGUUCACCUAGCAUGCAUGGAACCUUGGGUCCAGUCUCCAGCAGGAGUUAAAGUGGGCACAGGGCACAUGCCUUUGACCCUAAUGCUUAGGAAGUAGAGACAGGAGACUUAGAGGUUCAAGGUCAUACAAAACAAGUUCAAGACUGACCUAGGAUAUAUGGAAUAAUGUCUCAAGAACAGUUCUGGUUUUGGUCUGUUUUUGGACAAGCUUUUGGUCUCUUAUAUUAUUAGUGAAGGAAGUAGAAUUUAUUUCUGGCUUCCUUAGACUCUCUGUUAAUAUAUAGGAAUUUUUAUUACACUUAUUUAUCUGUGUGUGUGCAUGUGUGCUGUGUGUGCUGUGCGUGUGUGUGUCUGUGUGUGUGUAUGUGAUGGAGAGCUUGCUAUGGUAUGUAUGUGGAGGUCAGAGGAGUCCGUUCUCUCCUUCCACCAUGUGGGUCCUGGGGAUUGAACUCAGGUUGCCAGGCUUGGUGGCAAGCACCCUCAUCCACUGAGCCAUCUUGCCAGCCCUUAAAGUUUCAGUCUUAAGGCUGAAACUGUUACUUGAACCUAGAAAACCACAUCUCAUCCCCAUUGUGCCCUUUAGGUCAUUUCUCUUUUCCAGAGAUGGGCGGACCAAUUCAGGACCCGGGAGACACCCUAGAGAAGAGAGGCAGGCUCCCUCGGGUCCUGUCUUUUCGCUCUUCAUGGGUCUGUAGCAUUAAAGGUCGUGUGAGCAUCAUGCUUCCAAAGUCAGAUUUCCUUCUUGAGACAGAGCUUGUUUACUUCAGACAUUUCGGCGGGUGGAUUACAUGAGCUUUGCUGUUUUCCUGGUCUUCCAAUUGCUGUCAUUGCUAGCUGCUGUGGUACUUGUAGGGGUGAGAUCUCUCACAGCCCCAGUCUAGAUUAUUUUAGAUGGGGUGAUCCACAUGCAAGUUACUGAUAUGUGAAUAGGCAGUUGCAAUGAAGUUACUCCUCAGGCUGACUUGAUGGUAGCUAUCUUUUCUCUAGUCAUUCAUUAAAUAAACAUUUGUAAGUACUGUC
Molecule: messenger RNA, 6402 nt
Organism: Rattus norvegicus (Norway rat)
Lineage: Eukaryota; Metazoa; Chordata; Mammalia; Rodentia; Muridae
Gene: Gmeb1
Product: glucocorticoid modulatory element binding protein 1
Biological process (GO): negative regulation of apoptotic process; positive regulation of transcription by RNA polymerase II
Cellular component (GO): nucleus; cytoplasm; nucleoplasm
Molecular function (GO): sequence-specific DNA binding; sequence-specific double-stranded DNA binding; DNA-binding transcription factor activity
Source: RefSeq, a predicted model, not a curated record